Molecule: messenger RNA, 2390 nt
Organism: Brienomyrus brachyistius
Lineage: Eukaryota; Metazoa; Chordata; Actinopteri; Osteoglossiformes; Mormyridae
Product: zinc transporter 2-like
Exons: 8
Coding region: 976-2070 (364 amino acids)
Biological process (GO): response to zinc ion; zinc ion transmembrane transport
Cellular component (GO): plasma membrane
Molecular function (GO): zinc ion transmembrane transporter activity
Source: RefSeq, a predicted model, not a curated record
AACCCCGUUUUCACCGGGCGUAUACAGGCCAAUUAGAUAUCAAGGGAAAACCGCAAAGGAAUAGGAUGGGAUUUUCGAGUUUACUUAGACUAGAGAAAACUAAUAAUUAAAAAAUAAAAAAGAGUAAGACAUAGGGAUAUAUUUCUAUAACCUAUCAAUCUUUCCAAAAAUCUUUAUUAAAAACAUAGGCCUAUGUUUGAUCCAACACUUCCACGUGCACUCUGAAAAUAGGCCACAGUCUCUAUAUUGUUUCUGAACCGCAGUCCAUGUCUAGCGGGUACAGAACCAAAUCGCUAAAGACGCGUCUGACAUUGCGUGAUGCUCACGGACUGAUUGGCUUUCGUCUGAGACGCCACGCUGGUAAUCUGAGGCAGCUAUGCCUCCUUUGGUCGGACCUAUAAUCAACUCUUUGUCAGAAUUUUGGGUUCACAUUUUAAAUUAGAUCCACUUCCAAGUAAUUUAGCCUUGUUAUGUAUGGUCUGACCAUCAGGAGAUACAUGCGCACUUUUCAAUCAAUAUUUACAGUUAGUGUUCUGUUAUAGUGGUUACUUACGAUGUUAAAACCUAUUUACAACCAUCAACAAUAUUUACGACAAUACAUACGUAUAGACAGCUUUUUAAAAUAAAUAAAAAUUCAGGUUUGGCUUGACAUUGCAGCUGUAAAAGACGAGAAAUGUUGCAGAAGUCUCAAUGAAAUACGAAGAGGAAGUCAAAACGGUUAUUUUGCACACGACUCCUGGUGCCAGUAGUGGUUUACACACAUUUACACACUUAAAGAGCAGCACUAGCAGAGUUUGCAUACUUUGAAUAUUUGGUUUCCUCCUCAUCAUUAUCUAUGGCACAUGCAUUUUAUUGAGACAAGUGGUUCUUCGAGACAAUCUCCGUUACAGAAAUAACUGAAUAUAACAUACAUAUAUAUAUAUAUAUAUAUAUAUAGUAGAAAGUGUCUUUAAAUUUGGCUUUAUCGGUCCUAGUAUGCAAGCAGCAGAUGAGAAGACAAAGCUCCUUCAGCAACAGCGGUUGCUCCGGGCGUCACAAGCUUCCAGUGCUGCAGAGAAGCUGAUUGGCCAGUGUCACUGUCACUCAUCCACUGGCGAUUCCAUUGGCCGCACAGAGGAGAAACGCCGGGCCCGCCUCCAGCUGUACAGAGCCUCCACUGUCUGUCUGAUCUUCAUCAUUGGGCAGGUGGUGGGCGGCUGCCUGGCCCACAGCCUGGCCAUCCUGGCGGACGCCGCCCACCUGCUCGUCGAUUUCGCCAGCAUGCUACUGAGUCUCUUCUCCCUCUGGGUAGCCUCCCGACCCGCUACCAAGGUCAUGAGCUUUGGCUGGCACCGGGCAGAGAUGCUGGGCGCCCUACUCUCCGUGCUCUCCAUCUGGCUGGUGACAGCCGCCCUGGUCUCCAUGGCGGUAUGGCGGCUGAUGUCACAGGACUUCCACAUCGACGGCGGCAUCAUGCUCAUCACGUCAGGCUGCGCCGUGGCUGCAAACAUCGUGUGCGGCUCCCCGUCUCGGAUGGGCAUCACCCUCCACCAGUCCGCUCAUGCCCACGGCCCCUUUCGCAAUGGACCAGGACCCCAGAGAUUGCAGCCGAACGCCAGCGUGCGUGGAGCCUUCAUCCAUGUGAUCGGCGAUCUGCUGCAAAGCCUGGGAGUGCUGCUGACUUCCUAUGUCAUCUAUUUCGAGCCGGAGUACAGGAUCAUCGACCCCAUCUGCACGUUCCUUUUCUCUGUGCUCGUCCUGGGGACGACCCUCACUGUGCUGCGGGAUGUCCUGACGGUGUUAAUGGAGGGCACACCGCCCGGCCUCCACUUCACGCAGGUGAAGCAGUCUCUGCUGUCCGUCUGCGGCGUUAGGCAGCUGCACAGCCUGCACAUCUGGGCCCUGACAGUCAACCAGCCCAUGCUGUCCGUCCACAUUGCCGUGGAGGACGGUGCUGAGGUGCAGACCUUGCUGAAGGAGGCCAGCCAGAUGCUGCAGUCCCAGUACGGUUUCCAUACCAUCACCAUCCAGAUUGAGGACUACUCUGAAGACAUGGUGCAUUGCCACCAAUGCCAGGACCCUGCAGAGUGAUUGUGGUGUGUGUGUCUGUGUCUGUGCAUGUGUAAUUUUGUGCGUGCCUGCGUGUGCUCUUCCAUCAUCAUGUGACAGAGAGGAAAUCGAGUCCAGGGUAAACAAACAGGGAGCAGUAGUUCAUGGCUGAAGCAGACUUAAGAAAUACACCUGUGUUUUGUUUUGUUUUGUUUAUGCCAAGCUGAAUGCUGGGCUGGGAUCAGCCUCGGGUCCCACUUGCCCCCGCAUGUCCUGUGAUCUAGACACUGUCAGCUGUGUAGUAUUUUAAUGAAAAUGUAUUAUAGCUACCAAAUGAAUAAAUCCUGAGAGGUUGCGUUGGG